UUGACUAGAUUCCAUGUCUGUACUGUUGGAACUAUGUUUAGAGGUUUUGAAUAGUGUCUCUGUCUUCGCACGCACGACGUAACCUCCCUGCCAUGUGUUUAGACGUUCUUAGCGUUGGUCGGCGGUUCGAGAAACCCACUCGCUUCAUGUGAUAUCGUUGAUAAACUGGCCAUAAAUACUAGCGAACUUUUAUUAUUCUAUGAACCGCAGUUGACCUUCAAUGACCUGGCCGUGGAAAAAAUUUAAGGGAACGACUGUUCCGCAAAAAAGGACACAUCGCCAACCAGACAUUGCCCUUCUCACCAGAACCAGCUGGACAGAUGCAAGAACAGCACUCUCUCAGAUCAAUAAGGGUAAAGCAUCGGGAAAUAAGACAGCUCUGUGGCUGCGAACUAAGCUGCAAGUACACUUGUUCCAGCUGGGGUGUUUUAUACAGAAAAAUGCUGGGAAAGUGUUAUUUGUGGGACUACUUGUGUUUUCUUCAUUCUGUGUGGGACUCAAGUCAGCAAGUAUGCAAACAGAUGUUGAAAAAUUAUGGGUGGAAGAGGGAGGCCGCCUGGAGAAGGAGUUGAGGUACAUAAGAAACACACUUGGAGACGGUUCUGGAAGCACCCAUCAGCUACUCAUUCAGACUCCCAAGGAGCAAGGAGCUAACGUGCUUCACCCAGAAGCUCUUAUGUUACACUUGCAUGUAGUGCGUGCAGCAACUCAGGUCACGGUCGAGAUGUUUGACGUAUCGUGGAGAUUAAAAGAUAUUUGUUAUUCACCCAGUAUUCCUAAGUUUGAUGCACAUUAUGUUGAACAAAUUUUAGAAAAUUUAUUUCCAUGUGCCAUUAUCACGCCUCUAGAUUGUUUCUGGGAAGGCGCUAAGCUUGUUGGGCCUGAAAUCCCCGUUGUUAUACCGGGAUUAGGCUUAAGUGUACAGUGGACCAAUUUAAAUCCCCGUCAUUUAGUAGAAACAAUGAAAAAUUUCCGAAAUUAUGUAAAUUCAUUUCCUUUUGCAUAUAUUGAAGACUUCAUGAAAAGGGCAGGGAUCACAUCCGGGUAUCAAGAGAAACCGUGUCUAGACCCGACAGAUGAGUUUUGUCCUGAAUCCGCUCCAAAUAAGCGCUCACAACAGGCUCCAGAUAUCGGCACAGAACUAACUGGCGGAUGUUACGGGUUUGCAACAAAGUAUAUGCACUGGCCAGAGGAUCUUCUUGUCGGCGGAGUCUUGAAAAACAAAAGUGGUUAUAUAGUAAAAGCGGAAGCUUUGCAGUCAGUAGUACAGCUAAUGGGAGAGAAGGAAAUGUACGAAUUCUGGAAAGGACAUUACAAAGUUCACAACCUUGGAUGGGAUGAAGGAAAGGCCAAACUGAUAUUAGAAACUUGGCAGAGAAAAUUUACAGAGGAGGUGCUAAUGCUCACGAAGACGACCAACCAGAGCAAACAUUACAACAUGAAUGCAUUUUCUACAACGUCUUUGGCUGAUAUUCUUAAAAAUUUCUCAGAAAUGAGUGUCACCCGCGUGGCUUUGGGAUACAUCCUAAUGUUGGUUUACGCCUGUGCGUCGUUAUUGAGGUGGACGGACGCUGUCAAUUCUCAGAGUGGAAUUGGACUUGCUGGAGUUCUGUUGGUGGCGUUAUCCGUCGCAGCGGGACUUGGACUCUGUGCAAUUCUAGGCAUUGUGUUCAAUGCUUCCACUACCCAGAUUGUACCCUUCUUAGCCUUGGGCCUUGGAGUAGAUGGCAUAUUUUUAUUGGCUCACACUUAUGCAGAGAAUUGUCAUUCUGAUAUACCUUUUGAGGACCAGACAGGAGAGUGCUUAAAGAGAAGCGGCGUCAGUGUGCUUAUCACUUCCUUCAGCAACAUGUGUGCCUUCUUUGCUGCUGCCAUCAUCCCAAUUCCAGCCUUACGGGCCUUUGUUCUUCAAGCAGCAAUCUUAGUCAUCUUUAAUCUGGCCGCCAUGUUGUUGGUCUUCCCGGCAAUCGUCAGUUUAGAUCUCCGGCGACAAAAAGCAAAAAAAAUAGAUGUUUUCUGCUGUUUCAGUGGGGGUACCCAAGUGUCGCCGAUUUGCAGCAUGGAAGAAGGUAGGAGUAAACUACAGAACAGCACGAGAUUAGGAUCUACGUCAUCAUUAUGUAACCUUGUCUCGUCCAAAGAAAUUCCUAAACGGCAGGCCGUCACUCGAGCACUUCCUCCUGAUCGUAAUCACGUGGUUACAGUGCUAGCGCCCCCUCCUGGAACUGAAAAAACUCAGUGUUGGACAGAAAACAACAAUAACACAGACUGUUCAACAGAAAACCUGUCAACCAUCAACUCUACGUCAACAAAAGAGCUGAUCCAAGAUAAGCAGAAGAGUUGGAGGCAGAAGUGUUUGGAGACUUGCGUUAACACACAACAGCUGUGUUUCGGGUGGUCACUGACGAGGAUUGCUACGCACCAUUAUGCUCCAUUUCUUCAAAAAACAUCUGUGAAGGUUCUAACUGUUAUUCUGUUCCUCGUGGCCACUAUUACUAGUAUAUGGGGAUUAUUUCGUGUUCAAGAUGGACUAGAUCUCACAGACAUUGUGCCACGAAACACCAAUGAACAUGACUUUCUCCACUUUCAAAGCAAGUACUUCGGUUUUUUUAACAUGUUUACUGUAACUAAGGGAAAUUUUGAGUACCCUACAAAUCAAAAACUGCUCUACGAGUACCAUGAGGCCUUCACAAGAGUAGACAAGAUAAUUAAGAACGAUGACGGCGGCCUUCCGGACUUCUGGUUGUCACUUUUCAGAGACUGGCUAUUAAGUUUGCAGAAAGCGUUCGACAAGGACUGGAAUGACGGCUGUAUUACCCAAGAACGGUGGUUCGCUAACGCUACUGAUGAAGGCAUUCUAGCUUAUAAAUUGUUGGUACAAACGGGAAGAGUGGAUAACCCUGUGGACAAAUCUCUGGUUACAACAUCGCGACUUGUGGACAAGGAGGGUAUCAUCAAUUCUAAAGCUUUCUACAACCACUUGUCAGCAUGGGUAUCUAACGAUGCCCUCGCUUAUUCCGCUUCUCAAGCCAACCUCCAGCCUGAACCUCGCGAUUGGAGACACGAUCCUCAGGAUGUGGACCUCAAAAUCCCCAAAUCCCAACCUCUAGUUUAUGCUCAGAUGCCAUUCUACCUCAAUAACAUGGGAGACACUAACGAGAUAACGAAAACUAUUGAGGUCAUCCGGACUUUGUGCCGGAAAUAUGAAGAAAAAGGACUGCCAAACUUCCCAACAGGAAUUCCUUUCGUUUUCUGGGAACAGUACAUUGGACUGAGGUUCUACCUGUGUGUGGCCCUAAUCUGUGUUUUAACAGCAAUCUUCCUCGUCAUUUCUGUUGUCCUGGUCAAUCUCUGGGCGGCUGUCAUUAUGGUCAUCGUUCUGGCCUCCAUUGUGAUCCAUCUGUUUGGUCUGAUGGGAAUUCUAGGAAUCCGCCUAAGUGCAGUCCCGGCGGUUAUUUUGAUUGUGGCUGUCGGUAUUGGAAUGGACUUUACGGCACAUAUCACGAUGGGCUUUCUGACCAGUAUUGGGGACAGGAAUAGAAGGAUGGCUAUGACUUUAGAACACAUGUUUGCACCUGUUGUCCACGGGUCUAUGUCAACCCUCCUGGGUGUUCUGAUGUUAGCUUUCUCAGAAUUCGACUUCAUCAUCAGGUAUUUCUUCUACGUCCUAGUUGCUCUAGUAUUUAUUGGUGCAGUAAAUGGACUACUAGUCCUACCAGUGUUGCUUUCAUUGGUCGGACCUCCGGGAGAGGUAAUCCCCAAUGAUGAUCCAGAUAGGAUAGCUACUCCAUCUCCAGAGCCAUCCCCGCCAAGACAGAGGACACAGACUUCCCGCCAUUUCAGCCGCCGGGUGUAUCCCCGGGUCAACUCUGAAAUUUCACUUAGUACAAUUACGGAAGAACCUCAGUCUUACCAUUCCUCGCACGAAAUCGUUGUGCAGCCGGAGGUCGUUGUGGAAACCACAACUAUUACGAAUACGACAGCGACAUCUGGUGGAAAUAUAAGCACAACCACUACAACAAAUAAACGGGAUGCAAAUAUGGCCAGCACGAGCACAGUUUUAGAUGACAAACAGGCUAAUAGCCGUUUUGCAAGUCAUACAGCCAAUGAUUCUAGUUCUCCGAGUCCUCAGUCCAAUACAAUGCAGACGGCUGUCACGACAACUGUUACUGCCACUGCCAAAGUCAAAGUUGAAGUACACACCCCUCUCCCAGGUUCAAUAGAGAGAGAACACAGUUACAAACAUCGAAGACGUACUAGAGAAGGGAGUGCGUCGAGGCUUAGUGAUGGGGACACGGACUCCAGUAGCAAUUCAAAGUCAUAGAGUAAACAGCGGAGAAAGUACUACAACAACUGGGUAUUGCUGUGAGAACACAAGACCUUGUUAAUUUCAUGCUCUAAUGUAAUCAUAAUUUAUCGCUGAAAAAUGUAGGGUUAACUUAAAUGACUAUAAAAACCAGAAUAAAUUAGUGUACAGUGAAGUAUUCUUAUCGCUUCAAACGAAGACUGUAAAAUAAAUAUUUGAUGUGUACAGAACUGAGAACUGUCGUUAACUCGUGGACAGUUCCAUUUGUUUCGUGAGACGGGGGCAUACUGUGCAUAGACUUGCAAAAGUUUUAAACUAAAACUGUUUUUAUCUAAUAUAAUCAGUACUUCUUACCUAUCAUCUAAAAAAGAAAGAAAGAGGGAGAUAUUCACUACAGUAAAUGAGCAACAGUAGAACAAUUGGAUUUUCGUGUUACAAGUUACAAACAGCUACUAAUUUUCGAAGUAUUCUACAUCUCAUGAACUUCGUAUAGAUUCAAAGCUAGGUUGAAAUGACGAAGUAUUACACAGCGGAUGUUAUUAUGGAAACGCCAUCGUUGAAGCGUGACACACUGCUGACCAAAUAACAGUCCAGUUUUUUGGUGUGUUAUUUUUUUUACGUUGUUCAUUUGUUAAACAUGUGAUGUCUUAACCCUUUCACUGCCACAUUUAUGGAGGCAUAACUCUCCUAGUGCCAGGUGUAUUUUUGGAUACUCUAUAGAAAUAUUUAAAAAAGAACGAUACGUUUUAAUUACUUAUCUAAAACUGGUAAACUUUGAUAAAUUUCAAAGGGAAUACCAUUAAAAAUAUCCAUAGAACUGUCACGUUUAUAGAUAAACGACUCUCCCAUUGCCAGGUUUAUUUUUACAUACACAAUAAAAAUAUUAAAAAAUAAUGUAUCUGUUACUUAUCUGAAAUUGGUAAGUUACCAUUUCUUACAAAAUUCCGAACUAUAUGCUGUAGAGAGGAACAUAUCUCUGGCAGUGAAAGCGUUAAUAAGAAUAAGUUUGGACAGUUUACAGUUGUGAUUUAAACUACAAUGUAUAGCCAACACUCAGGCAUUUUUAUGUGAUUUUUGUUUUAAUGUUAGAUCGUUGAUUGUGUAUGGAGUUAACCAGUUAUUAGAGAUAUUAAUAUGUAUUAUAGUGUAAGCAGUAUAUAGUUUUCCGAGUAAAUAACAAACAGUUAAGACAUCAUGUAGUCGUGAGAUGUAUACAAAAUUUAACGAAUUAAACUUACUGUAUGUUAAGAUUUUUUGUCCUAAUAUCGAUUAGAUUUGCUCAAGUAACUUAAGGAAAGAUUUAGAUGCGUUGAGGUCUUUUUUGUUUUUCUAAUUCUUUUAAAUUGAUAUUUAUCUACUAAAGAAAGUGAUUCGUGUGAAUGGUAUCUUACUCUGUUGUUGAUGUUCUGUACAUAGUUGAAAGAAAAUGGUUAUAUUUCAGUUUCAAAAACAAAUCCACACAUUGUAGUAAGUCUAUCGGCGCUUUUAGGUUGUAUUAAAGGUUUCAAAUUAAAAUAUAUAUUAUGUGGUUUCAAACGUCUAGCACAAAGUUUUAAAUUAACUAGAGCAUAGAAAUUGUGUGAAUGAAAUAUCUGACUAUGUUAAAGAAUGAGUGGCAAAUAUUUUAUCUUAAUAGUGAAAAUGGUACCAUAAAUCACAGAGGAAGCUCAAAGAGUUUAACAAGAGCUAAUUCCAAUAAGUUUGCUCCGAGUACAAAACGAGAACAUCGAAGAGAGCAGCACCUGUUAAAGAUUGUUAACGUAACUGAUGCUGCCCGUCAGCUGGAACAAGGUGUUAUUUAUUUUGUAAAAUAGUUACUCUGUAUUCUAAGUCUUUGUUUGAAGAAAAACUGGUGUUUACUGAUCCUACUAGAUAAGCCUUUUUUAACGUUUUUCAUGUACAAUAGUUUGUAAGAAAUAUUGUAGAUACUGGUUUCUUAAGAGUCGUACAUAUCGAAUUAAAAUCUUUAUGAUCUAGUAUCUGAUUGUGAAACGUGUAUGUAUACUCUAAUAUAACCCAAAGUGGGUAUUAGUCUGAGAAUAAAUGAUGUUAUUCGGUUUA
Molecule: messenger RNA, 6367 nt
Organism: Limulus polyphemus (Atlantic horseshoe crab)
Lineage: Eukaryota; Metazoa; Arthropoda; Merostomata; Xiphosura; Limulidae
Product: protein patched-like
Exons: 26
Coding region: 221-4324 (1367 amino acids)
Biological process (GO): smoothened signaling pathway
Cellular component (GO): plasma membrane
Molecular function (GO): hedgehog receptor activity; smoothened binding; hedgehog family protein binding
Source: RefSeq, a predicted model, not a curated record